Tripterygium wilfordii is the source of this 1793-nucleotide messenger RNA. Its product is annotated as COBRA-like protein 2. The record is from RefSeq and is a predicted model, not a curated record. Gene Ontology annotation, cellular component: plasma membrane. NCBI's taxonomy places the organism in Eukaryota, Viridiplantae, Streptophyta, Magnoliopsida, Celastrales, Celastraceae. Bases 225 to 1592 code for a protein of 455 amino acids. The transcript has 6 exons. Gene Ontology annotation, biological process: cellulose microfibril organization; plant-type cell wall cellulose biosynthetic process.
UCACUUUCUUUUGUGAAAACAAUACGUGUUAAUUGAUCGGUUAUAGUGGGCUUAGACUCCACUUUAUAGCUCUUAUUAUGACUUGCAUUGCAUUUGAUGCAAGUCAGGAACGCAAAAGCGAAAGUCAGUCACACUAGUCAUCAAAACCGCGUCUUUUCUCCUUCUCUAUUACAUCUCUCUCUCUGCCUCUGAAAGUCUAGAGUCUUUUCGGACUGUUUGGAGAAAUGGGUUCCCUACUCUUACCCAUUAUCAGAUCCAUCUCCAAGUUCACAUCUUUCGCCAUUUUGAUUCUGUUUCUGAUUUCUUGCACCAGCUUUAUAUCAACAGAUGCCUAUGAUGCACUUGACCCAACUGGAAAUAUCACAAUUAAAUGGGAUAUUCUGAAUUGGAAUCCUGAUGGUUAUGUGGCUACAGUUACAAUUUACAACUUCCAGCAGUAUCGCCAUAUUGAAGCACCGGGAUGGCAGUUGGGAUGGACAUGGGCAAAGAAGGAGGUAAUAUGGAACAUGAUGGGUGGCCAAACAACUGAGCAAGGAGAUUGUUCGAAAUAUAAAGGCAACAUUCCACAUUGCUGUAGAAAGAACCCGACAGUUGUGGAUUUAAUGCCAGGAACUCCAUACAACAUGCAGAGUGCUAAUUGCUGCAAAGGGGGAGUAAUCAGUUCAUGGGUGCAAGAUCCAGCCAAUGCAUUAAGCUCAUUCCAGGUCAGUGUUGGUUCAGCUGGAACCACUAACAAAACUGUCAGGGUGCCUAAAAACUUUACCCUGAAGGCACCAGGGCCCGGUUAUACUUGUGGUCCUGCUAAAAUUGUCAGACCAAGUAAAUUCAUCUCUGCUGACAAAAGGAGAGUCACACAAGCAUUGAUGACGUGGAACGUGACGUGCACAUAUUCACAAUUCCUGGCUCAGAGGACUCCUACUUGCUGCGUCUCGUUUUCAUCCUUCUACAAUGACACAAUUGUACCUUGCCCAACUUGUGCCUGUGGUUGUCAAAACACUUCUCGGUCCGGAACCUGUGUGGAUCCAAAUGCACCACAUUUAGCUUCAGUUGUUCCAAGUGCCGGGAAGAACAGCUUAGCACCCCUGGUUCAGUGUACAAGCCAUAUGUGUCCGAUUAGAAUUCACUGGCAUGUUAAAGUAAAUUACAAGGAAUACUGGCGGGUUAAAGUCACAAUCACAAACUUCAACUACAAUAUGAACUAUACUCAGUGGAACAUGGUUGUCCAACACCCCAAUUUCGACAAUGUUACCCAGAUUUUCAGCUUCAACUAUAAGCCAUUAACUCCUUAUGCGGUUAUAAAUGAUACUGCCAUGCUAUGGGGCAUUAAGUUCUACAAUGAUUUGCUCAUGCAAGCUGGCCGUGCUGGUAAUGCACAGUCGGAGCUACUUUUCCGGAAGGAUCAAUCAACUUUCACUUUCGAAAAGGGUUGGGCCUUCCCCAGAAGGAUCUAUUUCAAUGGUGAUAAUUGUGUCAUGCCACCUCCUGAUUCCUAUCCAUGGUUGCCAAACGCCGGUGCCCGUCAGCGUAUCUCCUCUCUUACUCUCAUCACGACUUUCCUUUCUGCGCUGUUCUUGUACGGACUACUAGCUUAAGUUUAACACAUUUUUUGACCGACUAAUUAUGUGGAAACCCGGAAACCAUGUUAGUCAUAGCAGUUUGAGGUAUGCUGUUAUAUGUCGAAACACACUGGUUUCCGUCAAACAAGUCGUCAGGUGGAUGACUUCUAUUGUAUCUAUAUCUGACAUCUAAAAUAUAUGAAUGCAGUUGUAUCUAUAUUUAGAGGCAUUGAUAGA